This is a messenger RNA of Drosophila montana, 1386 nucleotides long. RefSeq names its product pickpocket protein 28. The record is from RefSeq and is a predicted model, not a curated record. The transcript has 9 exons. The coding region runs from base 142 to 1335 and encodes 397 amino acids. Gene Ontology annotation, biological process: sodium ion transmembrane transport. Gene Ontology annotation, molecular function: ligand-gated sodium channel activity. Gene Ontology annotation, cellular component: plasma membrane. Lineage: Eukaryota; Metazoa; Arthropoda; Insecta; Diptera; Drosophilidae.
CAUUUCAGAUUAUUGUGGUUUAUUCUUUUGAUCGCAUCCAUUUAUUUCUGCAUAAUAUCCUGCAUAUCCUCCGUACAACGCUUUCACACAAAAAGUACGCAUAUCGGUCUGGAGCGGAACUCUUAUUAUUUUAAUACAUCGAUGCCGGGCCUAACAAUAUGUCCUAUGCAGCGUUUAAAUGAUACCCUCUUCGACAACUUCUGUCGUGUGAAUAAGUUAAGAGGACGUGAGAAGACGGAGCUUUGGGACUUUCUAGAAAAUUUAGCCAAUUCUACGUACACCAAUUUUCAAAAUAUACCAGAAUAUGAUAGUAUUGAUGGUACACUAGAUUCGCUGGGCAUCAGACCCAAACAUUAUAUGGAAUUCAUUUACAAUCUGACAUAUGAUGCCACUUACGAGCCAAUUGAGGUGAACCGUAUUCGCUGCACUGAUGGCGAGCUACACCUGAGGGUAAGGCAGAUCCUCACUGAGUUCGGGCUGUGUUACCUGUGCAGCUCGUAUCUGGGCGAGGAGUACAGCUCACGUUUUCUAAUCUUCGGCGAGUAUCCGGAAUUUAAUAAGUAUCUAAACUUGCACCGGUUUGUUGAUGUUAAGAAGGGAGUCUUUUAUGACACGAGUGUGGGAUUUACGCUGAUGGGCAUCGAGGGUGAGGCUAUAGAUAGCUAUAUACACUCGGCCUUUGAAGUUAUGAAGGUGGAUAAUAAUUUUGGUUACUCAGCUGAGGGAUCUUCAUAUAAUCCGGAAAUCGAGGAAAUAGUUGCCGAAUCAGGCUUGGAGACUGAAACGUCUAUAAGCCAAAGGAAAUGCCGUUUCUAUCAUGAAUCAAAUCUAACGCAUUAUCCAUUUUAUACCAGAAAUAUUUGCCAGCAAGAGUGCCGCAUUAACUUGGCCUAUAAGAUAUGUAAAUGUAUUCCCCACUUUUAUCCGAAUCGAAUUGCAAAUCCGAAGCCUGUAUGCUCUUACAAAACGUUAAAGUCCUGUUUUCCCAGGCAUGCCAGUUUUUUUCUUAAAUUUUACGAGAAGGACGGCAAUCAUGAGAAACCACCCGAAUGUUUUUGUGAACAAAACUGUAUAGACGCUGUGAUCAAACAAACCACUGCUAUUCCCAUGCGGGGCGCCAGACAUUUACUUGGCAGCAUGGGAAGUUCCAUUUCGAUCCUCAGCUGGCCAAGGAAUCAAUUCAAGAGGCAAGUCAUAUUCUCCUUUACGGAUCUUCUGGUUUCAAUAGGCGGAACUGCCGGCCUUUAUCUGGGCUUUAGCGUACUGGGCUUAGUUGAAUUUGUAUAUUUUUUUACACUGCGCUUGCUUUGGCAUUUAUUUGGAUAUGAAAUUUAAAAUUUAUUUUUGCCUGAUAAAAAAUUUUAAAUAAUAAACAUACUUAAUAGA